AUGUGGUCCACGCAGACGAUCAUUAAUUCAAUGCCAUCUGUAAAGCUUCAGUUUGAGGAAGCAGCAUACGAAGAUGAUGCUGAUAUUGUAAUUCUCUGGGCAGAAGGCGAUCAUGGUGAUGCUUACAAAUUUGAUGGUACCGGUAAUCAUACCAAUAUUUUGGCUCAUACAUUUUAUCCAACAUAUCAAGAAGAUGGUCGUUUGAAUGGCGAUAUUCAUCUCGAUGAUGCGGAAAAAUGGAUCAGUAGUAGUAAAGGUGAUGGUACCUCAUUCCCCAAUGUAUUCAUCCAUGAAAUUGGCCACUCAUUAGGAUUGGGUCAUAGUAAACGUUCAGAUGCUAUUAUGUAUCCAAUUUAUAAGAAGGAUAUGAUCGAUAAUGCAUCCUUUGACUUGGACGACAAAUGCGCAUUGAAUUGGAACUACAUCGGUCCUACCAAUCUAUGUCUAUUUGUAUGGUUAAUGUCUGAAGUACUACCAAGACAAAUCGGGCACAAAGUGAAUGAUUAUGCUUCGGGAGUGAAUUUUAAUAUUAUUCAAAGGAUGACCGAAGAUGGAGAUUCUCAAUCUAAAAUAAGUACACUUAAAGAGCAAUUACAAGAAAUGGGUAUACCGUUAUGCCACGAUAAUAAUAAUGUAAGGGAAAAAUUCGAGCGUCUUCUAGAAAAGAAACUUAAUUUCCCUAUUCGAUAUGCUUCUGAAUACGGCGAUGUGAUGUGUAACUUUCUGGCUGGUCUACGAAAACGAUUGGAUGAAUAUGGAGCUGAUAAGCUCUUUGAUCAAGAAACUUUACAGGUUUCAUCUGUCGAUUAUCUAAAAAUUUUAUCGCAACCGUUGCGAUUUCCUUUGCGACGGAAGCAGCGACAUCUUCAUUCGGAGCGAUCUUCCAAUCGGCACCACCGUCAUCAGCAACAAUCUGCGGUUGCGAAUUCCAUUUUUAAUUCGGAAUUUUUUACUGAUGACUUCUACAAACAAUUUUUAAUGAUUUAUGUGCAAUAG
Molecule: messenger RNA, 996 nt
Organism: Cercopithifilaria johnstoni
Lineage: Eukaryota; Metazoa; Nematoda; Chromadorea; Rhabditida; Onchocercidae
Source: the annotation of a GenBank genome assembly